AUGCUCGCCAGAGCGAAGCAUGGCUUCCGGGAACGUGUGGUAGAUCUUUGCCCACGUAUCAAUGAUUGGGAGGAGUAUUACCUGAAUGAUGAUGCAGAGAAUGUCCAUGCACGAGUCUACAAGUCUUCUCAAGCACAGGUGGCCGUGGUGUCCUUUCGUGGGACGCAGGCCACCUCUGCACAGAAUUGGGAGAUUGACUCCGACAUCAUCAUGCUUCCAGUAGAGCUUGGAGCUCCCGGACAGCACAAAGCAGCAUCCUCCACUGCCAACGUCCAUGAGGGCUUCUAUCUUGAGCUGCAACGAGUGCUGCCACACGUGCGCAAGUGGGUAGAGGGAUACAUCGAGGGCACUAAGGGCCUGUUUGGCAUCCCCAGCUACUGGAAGCUUGUUUUCACUGGUCACAGUUUGGGCGCAGCGCUGGCUAUCCUUGCCGCCACCUUGGCAGAGGCAGAGGGCUGGGCACGCACACCGGAUGCAGUGGUGGCGUUCGGCGCCCCACGCCUGGCAGAUCAAGCUCUUAGUGACUGGUGGGAAUCUCGAGAUUUGUGUGGAAAGAUUCUGAGAGUCGCGGUGCAGAACGAUGUCAUCACCUGGAUGCCUUUUGUGGAACCACUUCAACUGAUGGAUAUUGUGAGCUACUGCUUGGAGAACCCCAUGAGCUGCCUUGGUCAACUGGCCAAUGGCCCCAAGUCCUUGCACCCGAGCGAGAGAUGGGCCCACGUUUGUCCGAAGAGUGAGCUGCUUGUGCCUGGCGCCAUGAAGGGAAUCAACUCACAGAUGAAGGACUUCUCUUUGCUUGGUGGUGCGCUUGCACACUUGAUCGGAAAUGCCCUCUUCGGAUAUGCAUUUGGGGUGAUGAACAGCGACAUCCCUCAGCACGAUGCGUACUGUGGCCUGCGUCACGAGCUUUUCCCCGCACCCAACUGCACGGCCACGGAAGAUCUGGAGGAUGUAGUUUGCUUUGGACUCAGCCAUGAUCCUAAUGGAACUUCUUCAAAAACCUGCCACAAGAAUUGCUGUGAUGACGAAUACUGCAGCGUUUGGCAAUUCAUGCGGAACGGGCAAUGCUGGCGGGGUCGCAGCCACCAGUGCACAAGUCUUCAUCCCUAUGCGGCAGAAGUGCUCGCAGGGCAGAGAGUGCAUUGA
Molecule: messenger RNA, 1146 nt
Organism: Durusdinium trenchii
Lineage: Eukaryota; Dinophyceae; Suessiales; Symbiodiniaceae
Source: the annotation of a GenBank genome assembly